AUGUCACAUGCUCUACACAUGUCGCCACUGGCACUUUACAUCGAGCAAGUCUCCGGUCAGCAGCCAGUGUGUCCAUGUCCGGAUCCAAGAGUGACUACAUAUCCACCUUCGCCUCCAAAGAAUCUAAUAUUUGACUCGCUUCACUCCACACCGAUGCUCGACAAUACCCGAACAAAUCGGAUUCUAGUCUACCCCGGAUCCUUCAACCCACCCCAUCGAGGCCAUCUCCACCUCCUCAAGCAUGUGUUCCUACGUGGCGUCCAUGAUCUCAACAUCAUAGCCGCCAUCAUUCACCCCGGAAGCGACAGAGAUGAGAGAUGCCUUUUAUGGAAGCAAGAUCUGUGUUUCCCAUCAUGGGCGUGGGUGUACGAAAGCAGUACGACCCCAUUUACGACCUUCUUGGAGCGACUCAUUCUAGCGACCAAGAAAGACGGUUUUUCACUUGAGUUCGUGCCUUUAUACGGCGCCGGUAUGGGAUCGCCUAGCAGCCCCCCUGGCCCCGUGUACGGUUGUAAGACAGUCAUCUUGAGUGAUGCGGCAAGAGCGGCUGACUUUCAACGCUCCUCGGGCCGCCUGAGAGAUUUCUUCGGAUGCACCAAGUGGAGAAGGAUCCGUGUCGACCAGGAUGAACUUCGGCGUCAUGCGAGGGCAAUGGCACGCUAUGCGUUGGAGUACAUGAAGACGGUUAACAGAGGAGAAGCCUUGGGUAUGUUGAACGAUGGUCCUGGUUACGUGGAAAAAGCCACAGAGAAAAUUGUUGCCAAAGCAACAGAGGAACUGAAAGCCGUCAUAACAUGCCGACGAGAAGUGGGAGGCCGGACACUUACUCUGCGCUUUGUGAAAUGCGAAGACGUUGACUCCAGGGCGGAAUACAACGACAUCAGCUCAACGAUCUUGCGUAAGGCUAUGAGAGAGAAAAAGGGGGUCAAGCUGAAAGAAGCGCUGGAUUGGAUGGCCCUCAGCCCGCACCUUCUCUGGCGGUACCAAGCUCCUUGGAUUGACAAAGCCAGGCUCGGGACGGGCUGUUGCACCAGUUUCCAAGCGUUGACUGAAGAAUUCCGGGUGCCUGAAGAAUCUACGUUCUUUGAAAAACCGCCGUCGCUUGAGGAGCUCGGGCUAGUUGAAGCGGUUCCUUCGUCACUUGAGAAGCCUCCACCGCUUGAAGACACUACGUCGCAUGAUCUAUCUCCAUCUUUCGAGGAAACCCAGUCACUUGAUGAUUCCCUUUUGCGAAAGGAGCCUUCGGGUAUGACUAAUAAGAAGAGGCGUUUUUCAGAGACUGAGCUCGAAACUUGGCGGUGUAUGAAUAGUCUUUGCCGAGGACGGGGAGGUUUUUUGAGAGUCACUCGGUGA
This is a messenger RNA of Letharia columbiana, 1353 nucleotides long. RefSeq lists its product as uncharacterized. The record is from RefSeq and is a predicted model, not a curated record. The transcript is spliced from 3 exons. Gene Ontology annotation, molecular function: catalytic activity. Lineage: Eukaryota; Fungi; Ascomycota; Lecanoromycetes; Lecanorales; Parmeliaceae. The coding region runs from base 1 to 1353 and encodes 450 amino acids. Gene Ontology annotation, biological process: biosynthetic process.